This is a messenger RNA of Clupea harengus (Atlantic herring), 1253 nucleotides long. Its product is annotated as transcription factor HES-1-B-like. Lineage: Eukaryota; Metazoa; Chordata; Actinopteri; Clupeiformes; Clupeidae. Gene Ontology annotation, molecular function: DNA binding; protein dimerization activity. Gene Ontology annotation, biological process: regulation of DNA-templated transcription. The record is from RefSeq and is a predicted model, not a curated record.
UUCGCAUAAGACACUGUGGAGCCAACCGAAUAAGCGUCUGCCUGCACUGACUGGAUCCUCUUUACCUAAUGAGUGUACGAUAUUCUACUGAAUACAAGCAAACUCCAGACAAAGUAUCAUACCAAGGAUUUUGAUAAAUACAUUCGGAUUAUUUAUAUGUGGGGUGCUGUGACAUAUCUGAAGAGGACUUUCAGGGGAACCUUGUUUUGAUAUAGAAAGAUGCCAGCGGAUAACAUGGAGAAAUCAUCUGGUUCUCCAGUUGCUGCCACGCCGGCAAAUUUGAUAACGACACCUGAUAAACCCAAGACCGCCACGGAGCACAGAAAGUCAUCUAAACCAAUAAUGGAGAAGAGAAGACGAGCACGCAUCAACGAAAGCCUGUGCCAGUUGAAGACCCUUAUUUUGAAUGCACUUAAAAAAGAUACCUCAAGACAUUCGAAACUUGAGAAAGCUGAUAUUCUGGAAAUGACAGUGAAGCACCUAAAAAAUCUUCAGCAACUUCAAAUGACCGGUGCUUUAAACACGGAUCCAUCAGUAAUUGGCAAGUAUCGGGCAGGUUUCAGCGAGUGCAUGAAUGAAGUCACGCGUUUUCUGUCCACGUGUGAAGGGGUGAACACCGACAUAAGGACACGACUCCUCAGUCACUUGGCAAGUUGCAUCGCGCACAUCAACGUGAUGAACUGCCCUACACAGCACCCGGUUCCCUCUUGCACUCCUCAUCCUGCUUUAAGUCAAGCAGUCCUGCAAGUCGCAUGUGCUUCCCCGCAGUUAAAUGGUUUGGUUUGCAAAAACGGUACGUCGGUAAGCAUCCAACCAGAGGUAGCUAAGGUUUACAGCGGAUUCCAGAUUGUACCUGCAACGGAUGGGAAAUUUGCCUUUUUGAUUCCAAGCUCGGCGUUCGGUGGACCGGUUAUUCCGCUGAACGGGCUGAGCACUGGCGGUGGCAGCAUGCUGCAUGCCUCUCCUCUUGCGCAGCUGGCCCCGGGGGACUCUGUGUGGAGACCUUGGUAGAGAAACCUCUGCUGGUCUAAGUGUUGGACGCUAAGGACGAUUGCAAUGUGCUGUAAAUUCUUGUAGCCAAUGUUUUCUUUGGCAUGGUAUUUUCUAUGAAGUAUUUUGAGAUUUAUAUGAUAGAUUCACUAAAAUGUACAUAUUUUUCGUUGAUACAAAUGCCAGUUUAUAUUUGAUGCUUCUUUGUAAUGUCAGACUUAUUUUCAUUAAAUGUUUUUCUGGAUCUGAAUAAAUGUUUAUAU